GAAAACUAUGGGAUUUCUGAACCUUGCAUCCAGUCUUUCUCCAGAUCUUUACGAACAUGCACGCUAUCAAGGUUAUUUGUCUGGUUUGCUUCUUUUCCCUUAUUUCUGGAGGUAGAAUCAGACGACAAGAAAUUGAUACGAAGAUAGCUAAUGCUGAAAACACAGAAAACUCUUCAACGACUGCUGCUCCAUCAACGACAGCUGCUCAAACAACGACAUCUGCUCCAUCAACGACAGUUGCUCCAUCAACGACAGUUAAAACAUCGAUCGAAAAUUUGGAAAAAGACCNUUGA
This is a messenger RNA of Eurytemora carolleeae, 293 nucleotides long. RefSeq names its product threonine-rich protein. Bases 57 to 293 code for a protein of 78 amino acids. The record is from RefSeq and is a predicted model, not a curated record. The transcript is spliced from 3 exons. Lineage: Eukaryota; Metazoa; Arthropoda; Copepoda; Calanoida; Temoridae.